GCUUUUGAAACUUGUUUAUGGCAGGAAUAGUGGCAAUGGAAUAGGCCGGCGCCAAUUUCAAUCUCAUAUAUAUGAACUCUCUCAGCCAGCCAAGGGGAUAAGAUUAGCAGAGCAGCCACGAAUCACUCACUCAUUUUGCCUUGCUCUCUCCUUCCGCUGGCUGCUUUGCCUUUCUGCUCACUCCAUCUUCUCCUCCCUUCAGCUCAGCCAGCCGGAAGGAAGCUCCGGAGAACAACCAAAGGAACCCUAAUCACCGAAAAUGGCCAUUGCCCUCCAAGCUUCUCUUCUCUGCAGACCUUCCUUCUCCCUCAAACACCCUUUUCAUCAUUCCCCACCUCGCCAUUCUCCAUCUACUUCUGCUUCUGGCCCCAAUUUCCCCACUUUCCUUAUCCCUUCUCGAUUCCCCGUUCGCACUUACCGCACUUCCUGCACAUUGAAUCCCGAUAACCCAAAUUUCUUCUCCUUCUUCUUCUUUCCCUUCUUUCCCUCCUCCUUCGGAUUCGGUCUUGGACCCGGCUUCGUCCGCUUCCGGGUUAUCCAGGCCCGACGACGGGAUUCACCUCGACCCGUCCACUCUCCAAUUGGCCUCCGACCCGCAGAGCGCCGGCGACGCGGAGUUCAAGGCCGAGAAUUUAUCCUCUGGCGAUGACGAGGCGGCGGCGGCGGCGGAGGAUGGGGAAGGAGAGAAGGUGAAGGGCGGGAAAAGCAAGUUGCCCCUGGUGGUUUUCCUGAUGGGUAUAUGGGCUGCUUUCCGGAGACGGGUCGAUUACCUCUUGGCUUCUGAUUGGCUUAGCUGGUUCCCGUUUUGGCGGCAGGAGAAGCGGCUGGAGCGUCUCAUUGACGAAGCGGAUGCUAGUCCCCAAGACCCUGUCAAGCAAACUGCGCUCUUGGUCGAGCUCAACAAGCACAGUCCUGAGUCUGUGAUCAAGAGGUUUGAACAAAGAGAACAUGCUGUGGACAGUAGGGGAGUGGCAGAGUAUCUCAGGGCACUUGUGGUUACUAAUGCUAUUGCUGAUUUCCUUCCUGAUGAGCAGUCAGGGAAGCCUUCUAGUCUUCCUGCAUUGCUUCAAGAACUAAAGCAGCGGGUGGCUGGGAAUACCGAUGAGCCUUUUGUUAACCCUGGCUUGUCUGAGAAGCAGCCAUUGCAUGUGGUGAUGGUUGAUCGCAAAGUGUCUCAAAAGUCGCGGUUUGCCCAAGAGCUUAUCUCCACUAUUUUGUUCACUGUGGCGGUUGGACUCAUCUGGUUAAUGGGUGCAGCAGCUCUCCAGAAAUAUAUAGGGAGCCUGGGAGGAAUAGGGGCUUCAGGAGUUGGCUCAAGUUCCUCGUAUUCUCCAAAGGACCAUAACAAAGAAGUUAUGCCUGAGAAAAAUGUUAAAACAUUCAAGGAUGUUAAAGGCUGCGAUGAUGCCAAACAAGAGCUUGAGGAAGUGGUUGAAUACCUCAAGAACCCUUCCAAGUUUACUCGGCUGGGUGGAAAGUUGCCAAAGGGAAUUCUUUUGACUGGAGCACCAGGCACUGGAAAAACUUUGCUUGCAAAGGCUAUUGCUGGAGAAGCUGGAGUACCUUUCUUUUAUAGAGCAGGAUCAGAGUUUGAGGAAAUGUUUGUUGGUGUUGGUGCCAGGCGUGUGAGAUCCCUGUUCCAAGCAGCUAAGAAGAAGGCUCCUUGUAUCAUCUUUAUUGAUGAAAUUGAUGCUGUUGGUUCAACAAGAAAACAAUGGGAAGGCCAUACAAAGAAGACUUUACAUCAGUUACUUGUUGAAAUGGAUGGUUUUGAACAAAAUGAGGGAAUAAUAUUAAUGGCUGCAACAAACUUGCCUGAUAUUCUUGAUCCAGCUUUGACCAGACCUGGUAGAUUUGAUAGACAUAUUGUGGUUCCCAAUCCAGAUGUACGAGGACGUCAAGAGAUAUUGGAGCUGUAUCUGAAAGACAAACCUAUUUCUGAUGAUGUGGAUGUUAAAGCGAUUGCUCGGGGGACACCUGGUUUCAAUGGAGCUGAUCUGGCGAACUUGGUGAAUAUUGCUGCCAUUAAAGCAGCAGUGGAAGGGGCAGAGAAAUUGAAUGGUGUACAGCUGGAGUUUGCUAAAGACAGGAUCAUCAUGGGAACCGAGCGCAAGACGAUGUUCGUAUCAGAAGACUCGAAGAAGUUGCUCUUACAGAUGGAUUUUUCACAACAUUCCUUUUUUUUUCAGUUGACUGCAUAUCACGAGAGUGGACAUGCCAUCGUAGCUUUCAACACCGAAGGUGCACAUCCGAUUCACAAGGCGACCAUAAUGCCACGUGGCUCUGCUCUAGGAAUGGUCACCCAACUUCCUUCAAACGAUGAGACUUCAAUAAGCAAGAAGCAGUUACUAGCUAGGUUAGAUGUUUGCAUGGGAGGAAGAGUCGCCGAAGAGCUUAUCUUCGGACAGGAUCAUGUCACAACAGGAGCAAGUAGUGAUCUGAGCACAGCUACAGAGCUCGCACAGUAUAUGGUAUCAAGCUGUGGAAUGAGUGACGUAAUUGGACCAGUCCAUCUCAAGGAACGACCCAGUUCAGAAAUGCAAUCAAGGAUUGAUGCUGAAGUUGUGAAACUUCUGAGAGAAGCAUACGAUCGUGUGAAGGCCCUGCUGAAGAAGCAUGAGAAGGCGUUGCAUGCACUGGCAAAUGCUCUUCUAGAGUACGAGACGCUGACAUCGGAGGAAAUAAAGAGGAUCCUGAUGCCAUACAGGGAAGGGAAGCUGCCGGAGACGCGAGAGGUAGAACAACAAGAACAAGGUGAUCUUGUGCUGGCUUGACCAUUUGUCUAGAAGGAAGAUGAUCCCGGGUAUUAUUCAGUGGAUGACCAGUAAUGGAAAAAGGGGAGGAGCUCUGUGUACAGAAUACAGGCGCUUAUUUGUAUACUUCGAUUUUUUUCGAGCCUUAGAUGUUCCUCCCCAUGAUGCUCUUCCGGAGACGCUUAACGGGAAGCUUCUUCAUACGCAGGCAGGCAGGCAGCCUUAGCCACCCUGCCGCCGGUGGCCCGGGAAGCAUGUAGCAUUAGUGUGUCAGAAAUGUUGUAAAUUCAACAAAGGAGUCUCGACUCAGCUUCUCCUCUUUCCUCCUUCAGGGCCAAAUUUUGAGCAACAUUUUAUUUCGACAGCUAUAGCUGUUGUUUCGUGUUACAACAUUCGACUUUCUAUAGCUGAAAUCGCUUUAGUCCCUGUCCUUUUGAUCGAUUCGAUUGAUCUCUAUCACAACUUCAGAAACAUUAGCAUUCAUAACUAGUCAUA
Molecule: messenger RNA, 3248 nt
Organism: Linum tenue
Lineage: Eukaryota; Viridiplantae; Streptophyta; Magnoliopsida; Malpighiales; Linaceae
Source: the annotation of a GenBank genome assembly